CUUAUUCCUAUUCUCAAAUUCAUAAAAGGGCAGCGCUAGAAUCUAUAAACCUGCCGUUCGAAAAAUAGUUCGUCAGGGUGAUGUAUCUGUAUCUACCGUGUUGCAAAUAUCUCAACGCUUCGACAAUAUAUACUUCACAAACGCCAUUUACAGUAAUUACAUAUCAAUCGAGCUAGCAACGAUAAUUGCGACUCCGAAUCCCCAAUCAGCAUCUCUUGUAUAGACAGUCACUUCGUGGUCGUUGUCGCAAUCGUUACCCCGCACCCUGAAUUUAUAUUGAUUUUACCCCACCAAAGCCAUCCUCAAACAUGUCUUCAGCUACCUUCAAGCCCGUCGCAAAGUCGCCAACAGAUCUUGAUGAGAUCCUCCGCAUCGAAGAAUCCCUCGUCGUCCCCCACUUCACCACCAGCGAUGCCUUCGACCUCGGCCUCCUUCUCCAAACACGCCUCGCCGACGCCUCCAAACCAGCUUUAAUCAGCAUCGUCGCGCCCAGCGGACUCGCUGCCCCCUUAUCCCCAACAAGAACUCUCUUCCAAUGCUCGGCUAGGGCAGGCGUGUCGCCCGACAACGAGGUCUGGGUCGCGCGCAAGGCACAGACCGUCUUCCGCUUCGGCGUGUCCAGCUGGUAUAUGGGCCAGAAGUUGAAGGGCGAUGAGAAGCUUUUCGCUGCCAAGUUUGGCUUGAGCCCAACCGAUGCGUCUAAGUACGCUAUUCACGGUGGUGCUGUCCCUGUGAGAGUGAAGGGCGUGGAGGCCCCGGUGGCUGUGGUUAUUGUGAGCGGCCUGUCUCAGGACGAGGAUAACGGUGUGGUCGUGGAAGUUCUACAGGAGUGGAUUAAGACCGCAUAAGAUAGGGUGUUACAUGUAAAUAGCGAACGAGAUAGCAUUUUAUCCCUAGAGUAAGCCUGAAGAUGCACUGCUCAAUUAAAACGGCACACAUAUGCAACGGAG
This is a messenger RNA of Pseudogymnoascus verrucosus, 950 nucleotides long. RefSeq lists its product as uncharacterized. The record is from RefSeq and is a predicted model, not a curated record. NCBI's taxonomy places the organism in Eukaryota, Fungi, Ascomycota, Leotiomycetes, Thelebolales, Thelebolaceae. The coding region runs from base 309 to 848 and encodes 179 amino acids. Gene Ontology annotation, cellular component: TRC complex. Gene Ontology annotation, biological process: post-translational protein targeting to endoplasmic reticulum membrane. The transcript has 3 exons.